AGUGUAUCUUCUAAUCUGAAAAAGUCUUCCAUGAAAACUUCACUUUCAAAAAAACAAGUAAUGCCGUCUAUUUUUCUAAAACAGUGAAAUGGGGGCUCUUAUUUCAAGAGCCCCGUGGUUAUGAAUGUGCUUCUACUUCAUGAUGCCUCCUGCUAUGGCAGACGUCCUUGACAUCUGGGCAGUGGACUCACAGAUAGCGUCUGAUGGCUCCAUACCCGUGGAUUUUCUUUUGCCCACUGGGAUUUAUAUCCAGUUGGAGGUGCCUCGUGAAGCUACCAUUUCUUGUAUUAAGCAGAUGUUAUGGAAACAAGUUACCAAUUACCCAAUGUUUAACCUCCUUAUGGAAAUCGACUCCUAUAUGUUUGCAUGUGUGAAUCAAACUGCUGUAUAUGAGGAACUCGAAGAUGAAACACGAAGACUCUGUGAUGUCAGACCUUUUCUUCCAGUUCUCAAAUUAGUGACAAGAAGUUGUGACCCAGGGGAAAAAUUAGACUCAAAAAUUGGAGUCCUUAUAGGAAGAGGUCUGCAUGAAUUUGAUGCCUUGAAGGAUCCUGAAGUGAAUGAAUUCCGAAUAAAAAUGCGCAGAUUCAGUGAGGAAAAGAUUCAGUCGCUUGUGGGAUUAUCUUGGAUGGAUUGGCUAAAGCAUACCUAUCCACCUGAACUUGAACCAUCCAUCCCUGAAAAUUUAGAAGAUAAACUUUAUGGAGGAAAGCUCAUUGUGGCUGUUCAUUUUGAAAAUUGUCAGGAUGUGUUUAGUUUUCAGGUAUCUCCUAAUAUGAAUCCUAUCAAAAUAAAUGAAUUGGCAAUCCAAAAACGUCUAACUAUUCAUGGGAAAGAAGAUGAAGUUAGCCCUUAUGACUGUGUGUUGCAAGUCAGUGGGAGAGUAGAAUAUGUGUUUGGUGAUCACUCACUAAUUCAGUUCCAGUAUAUCCGGAACUGUGUGAUGAACAGAACAUUGCCCCAUUUUAUACUUGUGGAAUGUUGCAAGAUCAAGAAGCUGUAUGAACAGGAAAUGGUUGCCAUAGAGGCUGCCAUAAAUCGAAAUUCAUCUAACCUUCCUCUUCCUUUACCACCAAAGAAAACUCGAAUUAUUUCUCAUGUUUGGGAAAAUAACAAUCCUUUCCAAAUUGUCUUGGUUAAAGGAAAUAAACUUAACACAGAAGAAACUGUAAAAGUUCAUGUCAGGGCCGGCCUUUUUCAUGGUACCGAACUCCUGUGUAAAACUGUUGUAAGCUCAGAGAUAUCAGGGAAGAAUGAUCAUAUUUGGAAUGAACCACUGGAAUUUGAUAUCAAUACUUGUGACCUGCCACGAAUGACUCGAUUAUGUUUUGCUGUUUAUGCAGUUUUGGAUAAAGUGAAAACUAAGAAAUCAACUAAAACCAUGAAUCCCUCUAAGUAUCAGACCAUCAGGAAAUCUGGAAAAGUGCAUUAUCCUGUAGCCUGGGUAAAUACGAUGGUUUUUGACUUUAAAGGACAGUUGAGAUCUGGAGAUAUAAUAUUACACAGCUGGUCUUCAUUUCCUGAUGAACUUGAAGAAAUGUUGAAUCCAAUGGGAACUGUUCAAACAAAUCCAUAUACAGAAAAUGCAACAGCUUUGCACAUAAAAUUCCCAGAGAAUAAAAAACAACCUUAUUACUAUCCUCCCUUCGAUAAGAUUAUUGAAAAAGCAGCUGAGAUUGCAAGCAGUGAUAGUGCUAAUGUAUCAAGUCGAGGUGGAAAGAAGUUUCUUGCUGUACUGAAAGAAAUCUUGGACAGGGAUCCAUUGUCUCAACUGUGUGAGAAUGAAAUGGAUCUUAUUUGGACUUUGCGACAAGACUGCAGAGAGAAUUUCCCACACGCAUUGCCGAAAUUGCUGCUGUCGAUCAAGUGGAAUAAACUUGAGGAUGUUGCUCAGCUUCAAGCACUGCUUCAGAUUUGGCCUAAACUGCCCCCCCGGGAGGCCCUUGAGCUUCUAGAUUUCAACUAUCCAGAUCAGUAUGUGCGAGAAUAUGCUGUGGGCUGCCUGCAACAGAUGAGUGAUGAAGAACUCUCUCAAUAUCUUUUACAGUUGGUGCAAGUUUUAAAAUAUGAGCCUUUUCUUGAUUGUGCCUUGUCUAGAUUCCUACUAGAAAGAGCACUUGCUAAUCGGAGGAUAGGGCAGUUUUUAUUUUGGCACCUCAGAUCUGAAGUACACAUUCCUGCUGUUUCAGUACAAUUUGGUGUUAUCCUUGAAGCGUACUGCCGGGGAAGCGUAGGUCACAUGAAAGCGCUUUCUAAGCAGGUUGAAGCACUCAAUAAACUAAAAACUUUAAAUAGUUUAAUCAAACUGAAUGCAGUGAAGCUAAAUAGAGCCAAAGGGAAAGAAGCAAUGCAUACUUGUCUAAAACAGAAUGCUUACCGUGAAGCCCUCUGUGACCUGCAGUCACCUCUGAACCCAUGUGUUAUCCUCUCAGAACUCUAUGUUGAGAAGUGUAAAUACAUGGAUUCCAAAAUGAAGCCUUUGUGGCUUGUAUACAACAACAAGGUGUUUGGUGAGGAUUCAGUUGGAGUGAUUUUUAAAAAUGGUGAUGAUUUACGGCAGGAUAUGUUGACACUCCAGAUGCUGCGCUUGAUGGAUUUACUCUGGAAAGAAGCUGGUCUGGACCUCCGGAUGCUACCUUAUGGCUGCUUAGCAACAGGAGACCGUUCUGGCCUCAUUGAAGUUGUGAGCACCUCUGAAACAAUUGCUGACAUUCAGCUGAACAGUAGCAAUGUUGCUGCAGCAGCAGCCUUCAACAAAGAUGCCCUUCUGAACUGGCUUAAAGAAUACAAUUCUGGGGAUGACCUGGACCGAGCCAUUGAGGAGUUUACCCUAUCCUGUGCCGGCUACUGUGUAGCUUCUUAUGUCCUUGGGAUUGGUGACAGACAUAGUGAUAACAUCAUGGUCAAAAAAACUGGCCAGCUCUUCCACAUUGACUUUGGACAUAUUCUUGGAAAUUUCAAGUCUAAAUUUGGCAUUAAAAGGGAGCGAGUGCCUUUUAUUCUUACUUAUGAUUUCAUUCAUGUGAUUCAACAAGGAAAAACAGGAAACACAGAAAAAUUUGGCCGGUUCCGCCAGUGUUGUGAGGAUGCAUAUCUGAUUUUACGCCGGCAUGGGAAUCUCUUCAUCACGCUGUUUGCACUGAUGUUGACUGCAGGGCUUCCUGAGCUCACCUCAGUCAAGGAUAUACAGUAUCUUAAGGACUCUCUUGCCUUAGGGAAGAGUGAAGAAGAAGCACUCAAGCAGUUCAAGCAAAAAUUUGAUGAGGCACUCAGGGAAAGCUGGACUACUAAAGUCAAUUGGAUGGCCCACACAGUUCGGAAAGACUACAGAUCUUAACAAUCAGCCUUUGCUCCUAAUGUGUUUGUUGGUUUCGUUUCGUUUUCAUUUUGCACUUGCACUAAAUUGAACAUGACCCUGCCAGAGAUGUUACAAAGGGAAUGAAAUCCUGGAACCCAAGAGUUAAAUUAAGAAUGGGGCAUCCCACAGUAACCUAAUCUAAAUAAUCCCUGACAACACCUGCUGCUUUUU
Budorcas taxicolor (takin) is the source of this 3529-nucleotide messenger RNA. RefSeq names its product phosphatidylinositol-4,5-bisphosphate 3-kinase catalytic subunit beta (gene PIK3CB). Gene Ontology annotation, cellular component: cytoplasm; plasma membrane; phosphatidylinositol 3-kinase complex. The coding region runs from base 125 to 3337 and encodes 1070 amino acids. The record is from RefSeq and is a predicted model, not a curated record. Gene Ontology annotation, molecular function: 1-phosphatidylinositol-4-phosphate 3-kinase activity; 1-phosphatidylinositol-3-kinase activity. Lineage: Eukaryota; Metazoa; Chordata; Mammalia; Artiodactyla; Bovidae. Gene Ontology annotation, biological process: phosphatidylinositol 3-kinase/protein kinase B signal transduction; phosphatidylinositol-3-phosphate biosynthetic process; cell migration. The transcript is spliced from 23 exons.